AUGGCAGUAGAUACUAGCAAUGCAGUCUACUUCUGGAAGCCAGAAGGAGACGUCGGAUACUUGGGGCAAUGGUGGCCAUCCUCAUUCACAUGGGAGCAUGACGGCGAGAAAUACACCUACGCAAAUGCAGAGCAAUUUAUGAUGCAUCGCAAAGCACUCCUCUUCGCUGGCCCAAGUCACCCGAUCAGCCGGGAACUUCAGAAGGGUUGGAAAUUACACCCAAGGGACCUCCGGGAUCUAGGGCGAAAGAUCCCCAACUUCACCCAAGAAGUGUGGGAGCAGAAUCGAUUUGAGAUUGUUGUGGAAGGAAACUAUCUCAAAUUCUCGCAGAACGCAGACCUCAAGCAGAAGCUUCUCGAGACUAGUAACCGAGAGUUGGUCGAGGCUAGCCCUCGGGAUAGAAUCUGGGGAGUUGGGUUCGGAGCGAAAAAUGCGGGUGCUAAUCGAAGCAAGUGGGGGUUGAACUUACUGGGUAAAGCGCUCAUGGAGACAAGAGAGAAACUGUUAAUAGAGGACGCUGGCAAGAAGAAUAGUUCAAAGGCAUGA
Molecule: messenger RNA, 546 nt
Organism: Penicillium subrubescens
Lineage: Eukaryota; Fungi; Ascomycota; Eurotiomycetes; Eurotiales; Aspergillaceae
Product: NADAR family protein
Exons: 2
Coding region: 1-546 (181 amino acids)
Source: RefSeq, a predicted model, not a curated record